AUGUCGGGGAAAGGUGGUGAAGGUGCCGAUGUUGCGUUCGACUGUGCGGGUGCACAGAAGGGCAUGGAUGCAGCCUUGGAUGCUUUGAGGUAUCGCGGGCUUUACAUGAAUGUCGCAGGGUGGUCUACAACAAUGGUCGUCCCCUACAUUCAUUUCAUGUUGAAGGAGAUCACGAUGAAGUGCGCCCUUGCAUACACUGACAACGAUUUCAAAGAAACCGUAGAUGCCUUUGUUGCAGGCAAAUUCAAAGGCUUCGAGACAACGAUUACCUCCCGAAUCCACCUUGACGACAUCGUACAGGCGGGUUUCGAAGAACUCAUACAGCACAAAGAUAACCAUGUCAAGAUUCUGGUAACUUCGGACCGAUCGAAGGUGUGA
Molecule: messenger RNA, 378 nt
Organism: Parastagonospora nodorum SN15
Lineage: Eukaryota; Fungi; Ascomycota; Dothideomycetes; Pleosporales; Phaeosphaeriaceae
Exons: 4
Coding region: 1-378 (125 amino acids)
Biological process (GO): butanediol biosynthetic process
Cellular component (GO): cytoplasm
Molecular function (GO): (R,R)-butanediol dehydrogenase activity
Source: RefSeq, a predicted model, not a curated record